Messenger RNA from Funneliformis geosporum, 1569 nucleotides. The record is from the annotation of a GenBank genome assembly. NCBI's taxonomy places the organism in Eukaryota, Fungi, Glomeromycota, Glomeromycetes, Glomerales, Glomeraceae.
AUGGAAAUUGAUACUUUGUCUGUUAUUUUAUUAAUUUUAAUUAUAUUUUUUACAUUUCUUUCAAUUAAUGAUGCUCCAAGUCCCGACGUACAUCCUUUAUUAUUAACUUCGCAGUCUGAAUGCGCUAAAGUUCGAAACCCUGGAGAAACUGCUAUUUACAGAGCAAAUAAUUCUGCUCAUGGAAUGCCUUUAUUGACAAGCCCUGAUAAAAGUAUAAAAAUUAUUGCCGAUUUAUUCGAGAAUGGAAAAAAAAUUGGAACAGAAUGCCUUGGUUUCAAAGGUGCUAAUGGUUUUAUUUGGGAAUCAUAUCAGAAAAUUGCCGAAAGGGUUGCAAAUUUUGGAACAGGAUUGAUAAAAUCAACGGAUUUGGCGCCCAAGUCAUUAAAUAUGUUUGGAAUUUUUAUGAAUAGUUGUCCAGAGUGGGUGAUUGCAGAUUUGGUUGCUAGUUAUUAUAGUUUAAUUACAGUAUCUAUUCCAAACAUUCCUCCACGUUUAAAUGAUGUCAUAAAUCAAAUCAAUCUUACUCAAAUCGGAGUAGUUAUCGUAUCCAAGGAUACACUUCCAAUGAUUAUAAGUGCUGCACAAUCUUGUGCAUCAUUGAAAUAUGUCAUAUUAAACGAGCCUUCAAUUUCUCUUGAUCAAAAUGAAAAAGCUAAAGCAAUUGGUUUAACUUUAAAAACAUUUAAGGAAAUCGAAGAAUUAGGUUCUCAAUCUAAACUAGAUUUUGUUUUUGCUGAGCCGGAAGAUACAGCGACAAUUGUUUUUUCAAGUGGCACUACAUCAGGGGAACCGAGUGGAAUUGAAUUGACACAAGCCAAUCUCGUUGCAGAUGUUGCUGGAUUGCUUUCAACACUUCCAAAUGCUCAAAAAGUCACUCCUGCUGAUAGACAUUUGUCAUAUUUGCCGCUUGCUCAUAUGCUAGAAAGAAUUACAGUUAUUGCCCUUUUGUAUUCCGGAGCAUCAAUUGCUUUUUAUAGUGGAAAUUUAUCGACUGUAUUAAAAGAAGCCGAAGAAAUUAAACCUACGAUCUUCACCAGAAAAGGAAAGUUAGUUACAAAUUCAAUUUGGGAUAUGUUGAUAUUUAAUAAGAUCAAAGCAAAAUUUGGAGGAAAACUUCGUGUCAUUGUCACCGGAUCUGGACCAAUUUCUCAAACUACUCUUAAUUUCCUUCGUAUCGCUGUUGGUUGUCAAGUUAUUCAAGCUUAUGGCCUUACUCAAUGUAGUGGUGCUGUGACAGUUAAUUCGUUUUUCGAUUACCAACCAGCUGAUCAAAGAGAGCAUGAAUCACACACUGGAGGACCAAUUUCAUGUAAUGAAAUCAAAUUGGUGAAUUAUGAAGAGAAGGGUUACACUGUCGAAGACAAACCUAAUCCUAGGGGCGAAAUAUGUGUAAGAGGGCCAAAUGUCAUGAAAGGAUAUUAUAAACGUCCUGAACAAACAGCUCAAGCGAUUGAUGCCGAUGGAUGGCUUCGUACUGGCGAUAUUGGUAUGGUCUUACCAAAUGGAACUCUAAAAAUCAUUGAUAGAAAAUUGCCAAUUAAACGACAAAAACCGGUGGAAGAGUUUUGA